AUGAAUCAAGUGUGUUCAUCUACAAGACAAAAUCAAGACAUUCCAAAAGAAUUACUUCGACCUCAUUAUACGGUAGCCAUUGUUGGUAGUGGAAAUCAACAACCGGAUUGUACUCGAGCUAGUUCUGAUGAUGGAUUUUGUGGUUCAAGUGAUAUUUCUGAUGAUUGUCCAGAACAGCUGAGACCACGAACAAUUUCAACAAAUGCUUAUUCACCAGUUAGUCCAAAUUCUGUGCCUUAUACACUAAUGAAAGAGGGUAUAUUAGUAAAACAAUCGAACAGUAAUCUAGAUCGUCUUUCAACAGUAACACAGACAUCUCCAUCGUAUUCAUCAUUAUUAAAUCGUCUCGAUAACACUAAUUCUCAUAAUACUGUUGGUUCAUUAGGACUAAUAACAGAAAAUUCGACUAUCGAUGAAAAAGAUUUAAAAUCUCGGCGUGUACGAUUUAAUCUCGAAACAGAUCUAGAUACAAAAAAUACACCAUUUAUUUAUUCACAAAAUAGUCCGUAUAAUUGUUUUAAACAACAUAUUAAUACAAAUAGAACUAUGUCUCAGUCUGAUACAGUUGCUAAUUAUGCAUUUGAACGUUUUGAAAAACUUUAUAUGACACGUGAUGAAAGAAAUAAUGACAAUACAAGAACAUUACAUCGACUGACUAUGUUGCCCACAUCGUACACUAAUAAAAUGUCACGUUCUGAUGAUGAUACAUCAUCAUCAUCACAUUCUAGUCUAUUCAAUAAAGUAUCCACGUUUUCUUCUCCACUAAAUGAUUCUUAUACUCAAAGUAUUACCAAUAAUUAUGAACCAUCAACAGAAAUGCAGAAAAAUACAUCAUAUAAUUCUACUGUAGUAUGA
Didymodactylos carnosus is the source of this 855-nucleotide messenger RNA. The record is from the annotation of a GenBank genome assembly. NCBI's taxonomy places the organism in Eukaryota, Metazoa, Rotifera, Eurotatoria, Philodinida, Philodinidae.